This is a messenger RNA of Cervus elaphus (red deer), 2207 nucleotides long. RefSeq names its product translocation associated membrane protein 1 like 1 (gene TRAM1L1). Gene Ontology annotation, biological process: SRP-dependent cotranslational protein targeting to membrane, translocation; protein insertion into ER membrane. The transcript has a single exon. The coding region runs from base 144 to 1235 and encodes 363 amino acids. NCBI's taxonomy places the organism in Eukaryota, Metazoa, Chordata, Mammalia, Artiodactyla, Cervidae. Gene Ontology annotation, cellular component: endoplasmic reticulum membrane. The record is from RefSeq and is a predicted model, not a curated record.
UCCUGGGCAGCCGCGGCGACCCGGGACCGGCUCCGGGAUGGGGAGAGAAGCCCCCGGAGCCGCCGCGGCGGCUGCUGCGGCGCCGUGAGGAGCAGCCACGGGGAGGCAGCUGCCGCUCGUCGGUGAGUAGUCGAACCGCCACCAUGACGUUUCGUAAGAAGGGCUCCAAGAACCCCCCACUCCUGAGCCUGGAAUUCAUCCUGCAGAAUCAUGCGGACUUUGUCGCCUGUGUGGGGAUGUUCUUCGUGCUGGGGCUCAUGUUCGAGGGGACGGCAGAAGUAUCGAUCGUUUUUAUUACUCUCCAGCACGGGGUUACCUUCCCUGCAGCCGAAGCAGAAGCAGCAGAAGCAGAACGAGCCACAGCACCCAAGUUCCUCUAUCACUAUGGUGCCAAAGACUUGGCCACCGUGUUCUUCUACACGCUGGUGGCGAUCAUCAUUCACGCCACCAUUCAGGAGUAUGUGUUGGAUAGAAUUAACAGGCGAAUGCAGUUCCCCAAACAGAGGCAAGGCAAAUUUUAUGAAUCUGGUCAGUUUAGCGUAUUCUUCCUUGUCUCCUGUAUCUGGGGCACAUUCAUUCUAGUCUCUGAAAAUUGCCUGUCAGACCUGACUGCCUUAUGGAAGGCUCAUACCCAUAACAUGAUGACAUUUCAGAUGAAGUUUUUCUACAUCUCCCAGUUGGCUUACUGGUUUCACGCCUUCCCCGAACUAUUAUUCCAGAGAAGCAGACCUCAAGAACUCUCCCAGCAAGCUGUAUAUGUUGGUCUUCACCUCUUUCACAUUGCGGGAGCUUAUCUCUUGUACUUGAAUCACCUGGGACUUCUUCUUUUGAUGAUGCAUUAUUUUGUGGAAUUCCUUUCCCACUCUUGCGACCUGUUUUAUUUUAGCGAUGAAAAGUUCCAGAAGGAGUUUUCUCUAUGGGCCAUCGUGUUUAUUUUGGGUCGACUUGUGACUUUAAUUGUUUCUUUGAUAACUGCUGGUUUUCAGCUGGCCGGAGGGCAGAAUGGGGGUUCGGAUGACCCUGCCGAAGAUGUGAACGUGUUGGCAGCUAAAAUUGCCGUUCUGUCAUCCAGUUGCUCUAUUCAAGCAUACGUAACAUGGAAUUUAUUUAAUGUCCAGCUUCAGAGGUGGAUGGAAGAAGAUGCUCCUCUUCAGGCCCCAAGUGUGAAGAAGAAACGUAUUAAGGGCAGAUUUUGUAGAAAAGGAAUGGAAAACGGUGUGGCAACUUCUAAUUGACUACUAGAUUCUCCCCAGAUGAGGAAAGGAAAGUCUUCAUAAUGAAUUUGCAAGUUAAUUGACUAAUGUCUCCAAAGAAGUCUGCUCUUUACUAUAACAUACCUUUCUUUGCUAAGAGAAGGAAAUGGCAACCAGUAUUCUUGCCAGGAUAGUCCAUGGACAGAGGGGCCUGGUGGGCUGCAGUCAAUAGGGUCACAAAAGAGUCGGACACCAGUGAGCAACUGAGCUCGCGGGUACACACACGCACACACACACCCACACACACACCCACACACCCACACACACACACACACACACACACACACACCCUAUCUUCGCUAAAGAAUUUUCUGUUUUUGAAAAUAUAUUGUCUUUGAUUUUUGUUACUGUACUCUGUAAGGUAUUUUUGAAGGCAUUUGAGGAGAGAGUAUUAUGAGUGCAAAAAAAUUUAGACUAAGCUAUUCAUCAUCAAAAUAGUUUAAAUAUUUCUACGCUGUUUUAUUUUAUUAUUAUUAUUUUUUACCUUUGAACAUUUUCCUAAUGAUUUGUAGAGAUAACUCCAAAAUCUCAUGUGUCAGUGACACAGUUCUUACUCCUGCCAAUCUUUUGUAAUGUUAACAAGAUGGUCUUUUAUAGCGAUGACAUAUUUUUAAUGUUCUCUUCCAGGAUAAAAUAGAAAUAUUAUAAAUCUGGAAUUCGACUUCAUUAAUUUUUCUGUAUUCCCUAAGUCUUAGAAUUUUUUUUUUUUAAUUUACAACUGGAGAAAAGAUUUGUAAAAUUACCAAAAUAAUGAUGUGUUUUAUAGGUAAUGGUUGUUACAUCCCACUAAAAACCCCAAGAUACUAAUGGUUAACAUGUAGAGAUUUAUUGCUAUAUAUUGAAUCAAAAUAUCUUGAAUUAAUAUAAACUUAGCACUAGGAAGUAACAUCAUGCUUGUUCAUUUUAAACACUUAUAAACUGGAAAUCAGAAAAUUAAAGAUGGUUUAAAGAAAA